GGCUUCGCUACCAUCCCGAGACCUUUGGAUGCUUGGCAACAUGACGUUCACGCUUGAUAACAGUCGCAAAACCCUUGGACAGUAACUUAUUAAUCUUAUUUAAGUACAGAUCCUGCAUGUGACAGCUCAUUGACUCACUCCGAAUGAAACUCAGCAGCACAUAUUCAAUCUCACGAGCAAACACGACCGAGACACGCAGGAAUCAGCAGAGUGAACCUGGAUCGGCCCGUCGCGUGCGCAGGGAGUGGUGGCUUCACGUGGGUCUGUUGUGCAUUCCUCUGCUCGCGGUGUAUUUACACAUUCCUCCUCCACAGCUCUCACCUGAACUAAACACUUGGCGGUCCUCCGGACACAUCUUCAACUUCAGAGGCCACGACAUCUUCUAUAAAGCUCCUUGGGAUAACAAGGGUGAUAUUCUCACCAGGCUCACUUGUAUUUACGUGGUGGGCAAUGAAGACCAGACCAGAUGUCCCCGAUGCCAUUAGAGAAUCACAGUACUCACGGUCACCUGGGACAACCUCAACUCUGCCCGCGCUUGAGCAACUAAAUGAAGUGAAAGUGAAGGGAAAGUGACCUAUUUGUCAGGUAUGGUGACCCAUACCCGAAAUGUGACCUCUGCAUUUAACCCAUCCAGAGAGUAGUGAACACACGCACAGCAAGUCGUGAACACACGGACACCCGGAGCAAAUGUGGCAUCCUGCAGCCAAGGGAUGAUUUCACAGGUGAGAGUCACGAUCGUUUACUAUCUAAAUCCACCCACUCAAGCUCAAAACAUCUACUAGUGUAUUUUCAGGUCGAACGGGAACGGAUUGACAAGAUAUGGCCUAACUGUCGCUUCUAAGCUUCAAGGACAAGUUCAUAAGCCUUUGAAAGGGUGUCUUUCACGAUCUUAUAAUCUUUUAGAUCUGCUGACGAGAGUGAAAUAAACGCUUCUUGGGCUUUACCCUCAAGGACACUUCGUAACAAA
Triplophysa rosa is the source of this 967-nucleotide messenger RNA. RefSeq names its product mesoderm-specific transcript homolog protein-like. The record is from RefSeq and is a predicted model, not a curated record. Bases 144 to 485 code for a protein of 113 amino acids. NCBI's taxonomy places the organism in Eukaryota, Metazoa, Chordata, Actinopteri, Cypriniformes, Nemacheilidae. The transcript has 4 exons.